GGAAGAGUGUAAAACCCAAAAGCCAGAGGAGUGGGAGGGAACAAAGAAAACAAAGACAACAAAGAAAGCAGAGAAACUUCUGCUUUCAAACACACCUUCCUUCUUUCUUCUUCUGAAAAAUAUUUGGGUUUGUUGAAUGGUUCAAGCUUCUCAUUCUUUUUCAUUAAUCAAGUAUAUAAUUUUUCUCUAAUUCUUUUAUUAUUAUUUUUUAUUGUUCUAAACCCAUACAUCAAUAAAAGUUGUACUAAAAGGAAGGGAAAGAAGUUAGAAGAAUUCUUUGUAUCUGAAUUCAAAGGAAGUGGAAGUAGACGCGGUACCAACCUCAAGUUUCUGAUCUGAUCAAAUCUCUGUCAAAAUGGCUGCUACUAUUAGUCCUGCGGUUGGGUCUCUUGUUUGGGUGGAGGAUCCUGAUGUAGCUUGGGAAGAUGGUGAAGUUGUGGAGGUUCAUGGUGAAGAAAUUAAGGUCCUAUGCACUUCAGGGAAGACAGUUGUUGUUAAAGCUUCCAAUGUCUGCCCUAAAGAUGCUGAAGCCCCACCAUGUGGAGUGGAUGAUAUGACAAAGCUGGCUUAUUUGCAUGAACCGGGAGUCCUAGACAAUUUAAGAUCAAGAUAUGAUAUCAAUGAGAUAUACACUUACACAGGAAAUAUAUUGAUUGCUGUGAACCCUUUUAGAAGACUACCACAUCUUUAUGAUAGCCAUAUGAUGCAACAAUAUAAAGGGGCAGCCUUUGGCGAGCUGAGCCCACAUCCGUUUGCUGUUGCAGAUGCUGCAUACAGACUUAUGAUUAAUGAAGGAGUGAGUCAGUCAAUAUUGGUCAGUGGUGAAAGUGGGGCCGGUAAAACUGAAAGCACAAAAUUGCUCAUGGCUUAUCUUGCUUACAUGGGAGGGAGAGCUGCUGCUGCUGAGGGGAGGACUGUUGAGCAGCAAGUCCUGGAGUCCAAUCCUGUUCUGGAAGCAUUUGGUAAUGCAAAGACUGUUAGAAACAAUAACUCGAGUCGUUUUGGUAAGUUUGUGGAGAUUCAAUUUGACAAGAUGGGGAGAAUUUCAGGAGCUGCUAUCAGAACUUAUUUGCUAGAAAGAUCACGUGUUUGCCAGGUGUCUGAUCCUGAGAGAAAUUAUCACUGUUUCUAUAUGCUUUGUGCUGCACCACCAGAGGAUGUUCAGAGGUACAAAUUGGGAAACCCAAGAACAUUUCAUUACUUGAAUCAAACAAAUUGCUUUGAGUUGGAUGGGGUUGAUGAUUCAAAGGAAUAUAUUGCAACUCGGAGGGCAAUGGAAGUUGUUGGAAUAAGUACUUAUGAGCAGGAUGCAAUAUUUCGAGUUGUGGCCGCAAUUCUGCAUCUUGGGAACAUUGAAUUUACAAAAGGGGAGGAAACAGACUCGUCCAAGCCCAAAGAUGAAAAAUCUUGCUAUCAUCUAAGAACUGCGUCUGAGCUUUUCAUGUGUGAUGCAAAGGCACUAGAAGAUUCUCUUUGCAAACGUGUAAUUGUAACCCGUGAUGAAACUAUCACAAAAUGGCUGGAUCCAGAAGCUGCAGCUACCAGUAGAGAUGCUUUGGCUAAAAUUGUCUAUGCGAGGUUGUUUGACUGGCUUGUGGAUAGAUUAAAUAGUUCAAUUGGUCAAGACCCGGAGUCAAAGUUCUUGAUUGGUGUUCUGGAUAUUUAUGGAUUUGAGAGUUUCAAGACAAACAGUUUUGAGCAAUUUUGCAUCAAUCUCACCAAUGAGAAGCUUCAGCAACAUUUCAAUCAGCAUGUUUUCAAAAUGGAGCAAGAAGAAUAUACAAAAGAGGAAAUUGAUUGGAGUUACAUUGAGUUUGUUGAUAAUCAAGAUAUUCUAGAUCUUAUUGAAAAGAAACCUGGUGGCAUUAUUGCUCUCUUGGAUGAGGCUUGUAUGUUUCCAAGAUCAACACACGAGACAUUUGCCCAAAAGCUAUACCAGACAUUCAAAAAUCAUAAUCGCUUCACCAAACCAAAAUUAUCGCGUAGUGACUUCACAAUUUGCCAUUAUGCUGGUGAUGUCACUUAUCAAACAGAACAAUUCCUGGACAAGAACAAGGACUACGUUGUUGCUGAACAUCAGGCACUUUUGAGUGCUUCGAAAUGCUCCUUUGUGGCAGGUUUAUUUCCACCUUCAGCUGAGGACUCAUCCAAAUCAUCAAAGUUCUCUUCAAUAGGUUCGCGGUUCAAGCAACAAUUGCAACAGUUGCUUGAAACUCUUAGUUCCACUGAGCCGCAUUACAUUCGUUGUGUAAAACCCAAUAAUCUUCUUAAGCCAGCAAUCUUUGAGAAUAAAAAUGUUCUACAACAACUACGGUGUGGGGGAGUGAUGGAGGCAAUUAGGAUAAGUUGUGCUGGAUUUCCUACUAGAAAACCCUUUGUUGAAUUUGUAGACAGGUUUGGCCUCCUAGCACCUGAAGUUUUGGAUGGAAGUUCUGAUGAGGUCGCUGCUUGCAAGAGGCUUUUAGAGAAGGUGGGACUUAAAGACUAUCAGAUUGGUAAAACUAAGAUAUUUCUUAGGGCUGGUCAGAUGGCAGAACUAGAUGCCCUUAGGAGUGAGGUGUUAGGAAGAUCAGCCAGCAUUAUUCAAAGGAAAGUCCGGUCUUAUUUGGCUCGCAAAAGUUAUGUCUUGGUGCGUCGGUCUGUUAUACAACUUCAAUCAGCAUGCCGAGGACAACUUGCUCGGCAAGUUUACGAGGGCAUGCGAAGAGAAGCUUCCUGUCUGAUGAUCCAGAGAGCCUUGCGCAUGUAUCUUGCUAGGAAAGCUUACACAGAAUUGUAUUCCUCUGCCGUUUCUAUUCAGAGGGGAAUGCGUGGAAUGGCCGCUCGUACUGAGCUACACUUUAGAAGGCAGACUAAAGCAGCAAUUAUUAUUCAGAGCCAGUGUCGCAAAUUCUUGGCACGGCUACAUUAUAUGAAGAUAAAGAAAGCUACAAUUGCGACACAGUGUGCAUGGAGAGGAAGAGUUGCUCGAAAAGAACUACGCCAGCUUAAGAUGGCUGCAAGGGAGACUGGUGCUCUUCAAGCUGCCAAAAAUAAAUUGGAAAAGCAAGUUGAAGAAUUGACAUGGAGAUUACAACUGGAGAAACGCAUGAGGGCCGAUGUAGAGGAAGCUAAAACACAAGAAAAUGAAAAACUACAGUCUACUUUGCAAGAGAUGCAGCUUCAGUUUAAGGAAACAAAAGCAAUGCUUGAGAAGGAACGUGAGGCUGCAAAAAGGACAAUAGAGAAGGUCCCUGUUAUACAGGAGGUUCCGGUUAUUGACAAUGAAAUGUUGGAGAAGCUUACCAGUGAAAAUGAAAAGCUGAAGUCCAUGGUUGGUUCACUGGAAAAGAAAAUUGAUGAAACUGAGAAAAGAUAUGAAGAGGCAAACAAAAUUAGUGAAGAGCGGUUGAAGAAAGCUUUGGAGGCAGAAUCAAAAAUAAUUCAGCUAAAGACUGCCAUGCAAAGGCUUGAAGAAAAAUUUUCUGACAUUGAAUCUGAAAAUCAAAUUCUUCGGCAGCAAACCUUUCUAACUCCUGUAAAAAAGGCACCAGAGCAUCCGACAACUCCAGCAACUCAGAGACAGGAAAAUGGUCAUUAUGUGAGUGAUGAGGACAAAGCUAAUGAAUCCCAGAGUGCAACACCUGUAAAGAAAUUUACUAUGGAGUCUGAUAGCAAGUUCAGAAGAUCCAAUGCUGAGCGGCAACAUGAGAACGUUGAUGCUCUUAUUAGCUGUGUCAUGAAAAACAUUGGGUUCAGUCAAGGGAAGCCUGUUGCAGCAUUUACCAUCUACAAAUGUCUUCUCCACUGGAAAUCUUUUGAAGCUGAAAGGACUAGUGUAUUUGAUCGUCUCAUCCAGAUGAUUGGUUCGGCCAUUGAGGAUCAAGAUGACAAUAAUCAUAUGGCUUAUUGGUUAUCAAAUACAUCUACUUUAUUGUUCUUGCUCCAAAAAAGUCUGAAGGGGUCUGGUGCAAGUGGUGCAUCUGCUCGGAAACCUCCUGCUCCAACAUCCCUCUUUGGGAGGAUGACAAUGGGUUUUCGCUCUCCUUCUUCUGCCAAUCUUCCUGUUUCUGCAUUUGAUGUAGUACGCCAGGUAGAAGCUAAAUACCCAGCUUUGCUUUUCAAGCAGCAGCUCACAGCCUAUGUGGAGAAAAUAUAUGGAAUUAUCCGAGACAACUUGAAGAAGGAGUUGUCAUCGUUGCUGUCCUUAUGUAUCCAGGCACCAAGAACGUCAAAGGGAGUACUAAGAUCUGGGCGGUCCUUUGGAAAAGAUUCUCCAACGAAUCACUGGCUAAGCAUUAUUGAAGGCCUCAACACUCUUCUCAGUACACUGAAAGAUAAUUUUGUGCCUCCAGUUCUUGUCCAGAAGAUCUACACUCAAACUUUCUCAUAUAUCAACGUACAACUCUUUAAUAGUCUUCUUCUACGUCGUGAGUGUUGUACAUUUAGCAAUGGGGAAUAUGUUAAAGCUGGGUUAGCUGAGUUGGAGCUAUGGUGCUGCCAAGCAAAAGAAGAGUUUGCAGGCUCAUCAUGGGAUGAACUUAAGCACAUAAGACAGGCUGUUGGGUUCUUGGUCAUACAUCAGAAAUAUAGAAUUUCCUACGAUGAAAUCACCCAUGACCUGUGCCCUAUCCUAAGUGUUCAGCAGCUGUACAGAAUAUGUACGCUCUACUGGGAUGACAACUAUAAUACUCGAAGUGUGUCUCCAGAUGUUAUUUCUAGUAUGAGGGUACUUAUGACAGAGGAUUCCAACGAUGCUGAGAGCAAUUCCUUCUUGUUGGAUGACAACUCUGGCAUCCCCUUCACGGUUGAUGACCUUUCUACUACUCUGCAAGAGAAAGAAUUCUCCGAUGUCAAACCAUCAGACGAACUUAUUGAGAAUCCAGCCUUCCAAUUUUUAAGUGAGUAGGCUAUGGUGGCUCAAGCAUGCCUUUCUCGGGUUUUCGUCCUGGUAUAUGGUGCAUUCAGAUUCUCUGGUCAUUGCAGUGGUGGUUGUAAAUUCCUUAUCCAUCUCUUUCUUAUUGUUUUUUUACCCCUUGUCAACGCCCCUGUUGAAAAAUUAAUUUUUUAUUCAUUUAUUAUAGCAUUCAAUUUGUACAAUGUUUAUAGUUGAUGGGGGCGGGGAUAUAUAGUUUUUGGUGGUGUGCAUUCUUUGUGAGGAUGGUUUUGUUUUCUGCCAUUGGGCAGGCAUUUUUUUAUAGGGAGUUUAGGAGAUUGUUGUUCUUUGGUGGCUGAGAUAUUGCUAUCUCCACCCAAUUUUUUGUUGUAUAAAAGAAACAAGUUUAUGAACAUAUAUACAAAGAGUCUUAGAUUAA
This is a messenger RNA of Quercus robur (English oak), 5294 nucleotides long. Its product is annotated as myosin-6-like. The record is from RefSeq and is a predicted model, not a curated record. The transcript has 39 exons. The coding region runs from base 356 to 4888 and encodes 1510 amino acids. NCBI's taxonomy places the organism in Eukaryota, Viridiplantae, Streptophyta, Magnoliopsida, Fagales, Fagaceae. Gene Ontology annotation, cellular component: myosin complex; vesicle; cytoplasm. Gene Ontology annotation, biological process: vesicle transport along actin filament; actin filament organization. Gene Ontology annotation, molecular function: ATP binding; microfilament motor activity; actin filament binding.